Messenger RNA from Aedes aegypti (yellow fever mosquito), 660 nucleotides. Its product is annotated as non-classical arabinogalactan protein 31-like. Lineage: Eukaryota; Metazoa; Arthropoda; Insecta; Diptera; Culicidae. The coding region runs from base 1 to 660 and encodes 219 amino acids. The transcript has a single exon. The record is from RefSeq and is a predicted model, not a curated record.
AUGUUCAAAAUUAUCGUGUGCAUCGUGUUGGCUCUGUUUAGUCACGCUGAAUGCAAACCAUACUCCAGCCCAAAGCCAUAUCCAGACCCUCAGCGACAGUGUCGAACAGGUCACUGCAACGUGAACCCUUCUCUGCGGUACGAUUCUUCCUUCUACCCGUCAGCAAAUCAGUUACAACGUGUUGGAGUCUAUCCCGGUUGUGAUGCCGAUGACAGCGAUGAAGUUGAAGAAAGUCAGCCACCCCCACAAAUGCCCCCAUCUGAGCCCAGCGAUAAUUCACUUCCCGUUUCCGUGUGCGUACAACUUCCACCCAAAACUGCAUUGAAACUGCCGAAAUGUGUGCUCCAGCAAAUUGUGUACGCUUUGACCAAGGACGACAACGCUUUGGAACCCCAGCCCGAAACAACGGUUGCACCAUGCACUCAGACGACGACCCCGCCACCUCAAACGACGACAGCUCCAUGCACCCAACCACCCCCAGUGCUGCCACCUGCACCGAUUGUCUACCCGGGUUAUCCAAUAAUGCCCUCUCUGAAAACUACGACCGCAUCGCCAGUGGUGUAUCCUCCACCGAUUUCUGCACUGAAACAACCUUACAAACCAUCCAGCUACUGCGGCUCGUGUCGGUCGUCGCUUACACCACGGUACAAUAAAUCGUGA